Messenger RNA from Trichomonas vaginalis G3, 2535 nucleotides. RefSeq names its product armadillo (ARM) repeat-containing protein family. Bases 1 to 2535 code for a protein of 844 amino acids. The transcript has a single exon. The record is from RefSeq and is a predicted model, not a curated record. NCBI's taxonomy places the organism in Eukaryota, Parabasalia, Trichomonadida, Trichomonadidae.
AUGGAUUAUGAAAAAUUUUGCACUAAACUGGAAGAAUCUGAGUCCAGCGAUACUUCAAUCUCACUUCCAUCAUGGACUCAACUUCAAGAAUUCAGAAAUUCAUAUCUACAAGAAUGUGUAACAUUUAUUACUUCUUUAUUAUGCGAUGCUUCAGUAAAUGAGCAUAUCAAAUGCUUGGCGAUGAUUUUAAUAAGAAAUUUUUAUCGAAUUAAUUCGAAUGCAGGCUCAAUAAUGGUCAGAAGUUUAUCUUCAGAAACAUUUGAUUCAUUUUUCAAUAGUUUAUUAGCAUUAUUCGAAUACGAGAAUCUCCAAGUUGUUUCAAUCGCUUCGUCAAUCGUUUUUCAUUUAUCUUCGGGCGAAAUUCAAGAAGAUAACUAUAUUCCAUUAAUCAGCAGCUAUGCCGAUAAUCUUCAGAAAACAACCAACCCGUACAUGGUCUUUGGCUUCAGUUGCCUCCUCUUUUCUAUUUGCCAAGAGUUUUCUUUGCCAAAUGAAGUUAAUUUUACAAUUUUAUCGGCGAUCUUCCAACAGUUAAGUUCUGGAUCACUACCACCUGUAGUAGCCAGCAGGAUCAUUGCCCUCUUCAGAUCUUCAGUCCAAAAAUACCCAUCUGAGUUCAUGAGGUCCCAAUUGUUCUCAGACGUCCUUAACAUGCUUAUAGAUUUAACUACGCUUCCAGGGACAAAAGUUGAAAGCCUUUUGGCGUGGGCAGUUAUUAUAUCUCUCAAUACUCCUUUCAGCAGCGACAUUCUCUACAAAGUCGGUGAAAUAUCUCUUAACGAGAUGCAUGAAUCCGUCGUAGAACCUGUUCUAAAUGCAGCAGCAAUCUUUUGGGCAGAUGUUGCUAGAAAAUUCAAAGAAACUACCGCAGAACUCACUCCUUACACAGAACCAUUACUUCGUGGUCUAUUCCGAUUACUUUGUAUACGUACUAGCGACCACGCCCAUGAAGAUCUCGACGAAUUACCUCAAACUAGCUUACACACGCUCAAGACCUUCGUAAAAAUCUCCCCAGUUACAUCAGCACCUCACAUGGCCGAUAUUAUCCUCGAACAUAUCAACAGCCAUGAAGUUCUCGAGGUAAAUGCGACAUUAAUUUUCUGUGCCGUCCUUGUGAAGGCCAGAAUCAACCCCGGAGACCAUAUGUUCGAAGAGCCGAUCGAUGAGACCAUUGCACCAUCCUCAGAAGGCAUUUAUGACGAUCAAAUGUCAGAUCAUCCGAUAAUUAAAUUCGGAGAAUCGAUGUUUGAAGAGCCAAUCGAGGAAUCGACUGUCAUAAACCUUGUAGGGCAGGCCCUGCAGUCGGGAGUCCCUCUCCUGACCUACAACGGCCUCUGGUGCAUGAGAUGUAUUUUACGGGCGACUGUAAACCCAUAUCCGCUUGCUCCUUACAUACCGAUCGCCUUUGAGAUCCUCGAAGGUGAAGCCGAUAUGAACUGCAAGCGCCAGGCCACGUUGUUACUUUCGACGAUUGCAUUUGCAUCGGAACUUGGGUAUCAGAUCCAAGCAACGGCUGCUGCAAUGGAAUUGGCGAAGUGUAAUGACGUUAUCCUAUCAAAGGAUGCUUUCAGAUCCUUAAGAAGAAUUGGAGAUAUAGAUGAUUACCUUGAAAACCCCAAUUCCCCAACAUUAAGUGUUCACAAAGCCAUUGUACCUGAACUCCUCUCUUUCCUUAGCGAUUGCAUAAGCGAUGAAGACCAAUUAGUUAAUGUCAUUGAUAUUUCAACAGUUUUAGUUCCAUAUAUCGUCAAUUUAGGACCUGUACAUUACCAGGAAUUCGCUCCACAGACGAUCAGCCUCCUCAUGGCCGCUCUUCCUAAGACAUGCGAAACUUUCCAUCCUUUGGCCAUCCUUGCAACGAAUUUUCCUGAGAUGUUCAUGCCGUAUUUGGAGCAGUUCGUCACCGCGUUGGUCGAAGCACUCCAGCAGAAUGAGAAUAACGAUGCAACAAGCGCUGCUGCGGCAAAUAUGAUGGACAUCGUCUUGAAUUUCGAUAUUUCUGGAGCAUUACCCGAUUUGAUCGAAGCCGUUGCAACGAUAAUGGUUCACUGCGACCGGCCAUUUAAUGUUCUGAAGGAUGUGGCCGAUUUGGCAACGGAUUUGCAUCAAUUAAGAGAUAUCGAAUUCACUUUUGCCGGAUUUACCCAUUCUAUACCAUUGUUAACAAGUGCAUUUGUGACUUGCUUGCAGGAUCUUGAUUCAGACAAUGAUUUGGUCGCUGCAAGAUUUAUUACUUUUUGUACAUGCACAAUUGAUGAUGCUUCUAUCGAUGAAAAGGGUGAAGCGAUUUCUAAUUUGAUUGUUUUGAUAGAGAAAGCUUGUUCUAUUUGUAACAGGUAUAAUACAGAUUUUAUUAGCUCUAUUUUGUUCUUUUUGGCAACAAUCGGAAGAAUUGAUGCUGAUUUUACUGUACAAUUGGUCCAGGAAUGCGAUUAUCUCUUGUCUAGACUCAAAGAUGCAAGAUCUUUCAAAGAUUUAAGAAAGAUAAUCGAUCAGCUACCUGAUGGGUUAAAGGAAAUGUUAGAGAUUGACUAA